AAAGCUCAAGUCGCUUGUCGCACAGCAGCGAAUGUCACUUUCAGCUUGUGUCCUCUGUUAUACCGAUAUGUGCCAUAGCCAGUGUGCUGCAAUGGCUCAAUAAACCCCUCUCGGUAAUUGCUGUGCGGAUCGAUGAUUUUAAUUCGGUGAAAUAAGUGAGAGAGCAGUAAAGCUUGCUAACAAAGCUAAACAAGCACCAGUUGAUCUGAUUAUGUGAUCCAGCGUUUAGCGAAUGUGUGUCUCUUCGACUAAACCUCUUUUCAGCUUCUGGGGGAAUCUUUAAUUUUUAUUUUGUUUUACUACUUCAGAGUGAAUUGUUGACAUCUAAUCAUGGAGUCUUUUGAAAGCGAAAGAGCUUCACUGCCCAGGAACAUGAUUGAGAACAGCAUGUUUGAGGAAGAGCCAGAUGUGGUGGAUUUGGCAAAGGAGUCCCCAUCCUAUCCCAUAGAAUCAGACGACGUGGUCUAUGAACCACGGAGCUCACGACUGUUAGUCCGAGGCCUGGGAGAAAAUGACCUGGACGAAGAUGAGGAAGACUAUGAGUCAUCUACUCGGCUUCUUGGAAUGUCCUUCAUGAACCGCAGUUCCAGCCAGCGUAGUGCUACCUCAUCCUACACCCGCCAAAAACCUUCCGGAUUGUGCUCAAUGCCUUCUGCUAAAUCAAUAGUUGUAAGUGUUCUUAUCUUUGUGCUGGUGGCCUCCUUGAUCAUGGUCAUCUACUUCCUGCCAGGUUGCACUUUCACCCGAGAUGGCUGUAAGAAGGCCAACUCGACAAUUGACACUGUCUAUCCCAUUUCCACAAGUGGAGAACUUUUCCCAUGGACAGAGUUGAGAUUACCAGUUAGUGUACACCCUGUGCAUUACAAUAUUUCAAUUAAUCCUAACCUGACAUCCAUGUCCUUCCAAGGAAAGGUGUUGAUAAUUGUGCAAGUCUUGCAGGAAACAAAGAAGGUAGUCCUGCACAGCUCUGAUAUGAAAAUAAUCAAGGCCACUUUUGAAAGUAAGGAGGUCAAGAUUUUGGAGUACAAACCAUGGCAGCAGAUUGCCAUCAAAUUUCCAGAGGAUCUGAAAAAGGGACAGUAUGUUCUAAAGAUUGACUACACAGCAAACUUCUCCAGCAGCUAUGAUGGCUUCUACAACAGCUCCUAUGUCGAUACAACUGGUACAAAGAGAGUUUUGGCUGCUACUCAGUUUGAACCCCUGGCAGCCCGAAAGGCUUUUCCUUGUUUUGAUGAGCCAGCUUUUAAAUCUACUUUUCUAAUCAAGAUAACAAGAGAACCCAAGUACAUCAGCCUUUCAAACAUGCCUAAGGCCACAACCUCAAAUUUAAACAAUGGGCUUCAAGAAGACGAGUUUGAGAAAAGUGUUAAUAUGAGCACUUACCUGGUUGCAUUUAUUGUGGCUGAAUUCAGCGGUGUCAGUAAGAAUGUCUCUAAAACCAUGGUGUCUGUGUAUGCCAUUCCAGACAAGAGGGACCAAGUGUAUUAUGCUCUGGAAACAGCUGGCAAAUUGUUGGAGUUCUACAACACGUUCUUUGAAAUUGACUACCCGCUAAGCAAGUUGGAUUUAGUGGCCGUUCCUGACUUCCUUGCUGGAGCCAUGGAGAACUGGGGACUAAUUACAUUCCGUGAGACAACUCUGCUAGUAGGGAAUCAUUCCUCCCCUAUAGACAAGCAACUGGUGACCUCUGUCAUUGCUCAUGAACUUGCCCACCAGUGGUUUGGAAAUCUGGUCACUAUGAGAUGGUGGAAUGAUCUUUGGCUGAAUGAAGGAUUUGCAACCUACAUGCAGUAUAGAUCAAUUGAAACUGUGUUCCCUGACCUUGACAUAGACACUGAAUUCUUAAGCGUUCGUUUCAGAGCACUGGCCAAGGACGCAUUGAACUCGUCUCACCCAGUGUCUACUGUAGUAAGCAGUCCAGAGCAGGUUGAAGAGAUGUUUGACUCUGUGUCCUAUGAGAAGGGGGCCUCAAUACUUCUUAUGCUCAAUGCAACACUCACAGAUGAAGAGUUUCGAAAAGGAGUGAUUGAAUAUUUGCAGAAGUAUACAUUCAGAAACACAGAAAGUGAAGACUUAUGGAACAGUCUUUCCCAGGUGAGUAAACAACCCUUCAAUGUAACGCAGAUGAUGAAUACUUGGACUGUACAGAAGGGCUUCCCUCUGGUCACAGUGAGGAGAAACGGCACAGAAGUGACACUGACCCAAGAACAUUUCCAUCUGAAUGCCGAAAGCACCAGCCACAGCAGUUUGUGGCAUAUUCCCCUGACGUAUGUAAAUGACAGCUGUGGUGCUCUCAGCUCCUGCAAGCAAGUAUACCAUCUCAAGGACAAAACAGCCACAUUAAAGCUCCCAGAUCAAGUGAAGUGGCUGAAGUUCAACUACAGGAGCGAGGGCUUCUACAUAGUGCAUUAUGACGAGGAGGGGUGGAGGGCGUUGAAUGAGGCAUUGAGCAUGGAUGUGAAUAUUCUCCCCCGUGAGGACAGAGCAGCACUCAUCAAUAACAUCUUUUCUCUCUCCAGAUUGGGCAAGGUGCCCUUCAGACAGGUCUUAAAUCUAAUGGAGUACAUCAGAAAUGAGACAGAGACUGCUCCUCUCACUGAAGCUCUGUUCCAGCUUGCUCAGAUCUACAGAUUGCUUGACAAAAGAUCAGAGUUGAACUUGGUCUAUAGAAUGAAGAGUUACAUUUUUGACCAUUUUGGCAGUUUGAUGGACAGUCAAUCAUGGAAACAGGAAAGCUCUGUGUCUAAGAUGACACUUAGAUCUGCUCUGUUGGAGAUGGCAUGUUCCUUCGACAGACACAACUGCACAAUACAGGCCAAACAUAUAUUUGAUCGGUGGUUGGCUUCCAACAAGACUAAUCAGAUUCCCAGUGACCUCAUGAUCACAGUCUUUAAAGUUGCUGCCCAAACAGAAGAUGGAUGGACCACACUUUUGGACUCAUAUAAAAACUCCAUCUGUGACACAGAGAAGCGCAAGACUCUGGAGGCUUUGGCCAGUACUCAGGAUGUAAAAAAAAUUAUAUUGAUUCUACUAAAAAGUCUUGACGGAAGUAUGAUUCAAACACAGGAGUUUCCAUUUGUGAUUAACACAAUUAGCAAGAGCCUUGCUGGGUCCCUCUACGCUUGGGAUUUUGUAAAGGAGAACUGGGAUAAAAUCAAUCAAAAGUUUCCUGUUGGAUCCUUUGCUAUUCAAAGUAUCAUCAUGUCUACAACCAGUCAGUUUUCCACAAAAACACAUCUUGUGGAGGUACAGAACUACUUCAGUUCUUUGGGGGACAGAGGUUCACAGAUGAGGAUCGUGCAGGAGGCCAUUGAGACCAUUAAGCUAAACAUGCGAUGGAUGGAGAAGAACCUCAACACACUUCAGAACUGGUUGUAGUUUGAGAAGGCAGCUCCUCUCUCGUGCCUCUCACUACUCAGGUGAUGUCACUGGGCACAUGCAGGUGUAAGUGAUGUUACCAUGACAACAGCCAGAGCCAUAAAUGUACAAAGUUAGGUCAGGGUCAAUACAGAAGGGCACAUUUACUUUGACGUAAAGGGCCAUGUAAAAAUAUUCCUUUUCAGGGGAUCGUAUAGGGAGUUUUCCUGAGUACUCUCCAGCUUACCAAAUAUCUGCCUGCAAACAUUUAUAAAGGAUACUGUCUUAUAUAAACAAACAUGUUUGUGUGUUAAUGUCAAGUAGAUGCGUUUUCUUUCAUGAAAAGAAACUAUUAACUCAGCAUAUGGUUUCCUAUUUCAUUUCAUAACUUAAGAAUUAAUUGCUUCUUUGGAAAGUUUGAUGCUGUGUCUUCUCUCGGUUCACUUUGGGGCCCAGCUCUGUAUGUGUAUGGCUCUGGCCUCUUGCAAUAUUUGCACUAUUCAAAGUUCUAGCUUGCUCAGGGCAAUUCUGGUUGUUGUUGAAAUAUCAGGAUGCAUUUGAUCCCUUUUACUUAAUGUCAUUGGCUACAGACCAAAAUCUCAGUAUCUCUUAAAUAUGCAUUGCCAAAAGAUAUAGUUGCCUAGUUUAUAUUAAUUGAAAGCUGAAUUUGUGCUACAGGAGAACUGUAGCACAAAUUCAGGAGAACUGUCAUCAGAUCCCCCCUUUUCGGUAUUAAAGCAGAUAUAUACUGGUAUUUGCAAAAUGUGCAGACAAUCGAUUGUUUACUUGUCUUUUAUUUAUGUGUUUAUAUGUUUGGAGGUAACGUUUUUAAUUAUUUGCAUAGUUUGCCAUGCGUGUAUCAAGUAUUGUGUAAAUGUUAUUGCCUUUUUUCCAUAUAAUUUUCAUCUUUUGCACAAGGUGUAUUUUGGAUAAUCUAAUUAGAGUUGAGUGUGUAUAUUAUGUACUAAAGUUUGUGUAGGCUUGCAUAUAGGUUUCUUUAUUGUCAAAGUUUAAGUUAGCAUUUAUAAAAUGACUUCUUAAUUUGGAGUUUUGCUGUGCACAUUCUGAAGAAGCUGAAAAUAUUUCAGUUUUAUUGUUUCAUAGGAAGCACGUUACAUCUUGCUUUAUGAUAAAUGGGGUGUGUGUGUGUUACAGAGCUUUUUUGUUUUUGAGUUCUGCGUUAAAUAUAUAUGUAGACAUGAAUACCUUUUUGCUGUAUGUUGAUGAGGUUAAUAUUUGUGGAUCUAAUGUGUCCUUAUGACGAACAUUUUAAUAUUGUUUUAACUCCAUAAAUUGAUGGUUAGUUCUCACCAUAGAGAGUGAGAAUCUGUGGUCACUCUCGAUUUAUCUUGUGUUAAUAUGAUAAUUGCACUUCCAGGUUCAGAGUUCAGUGAACUGACCUUAUGAAAUGUCAAAUAUGACUGGUACGUUGUCAUUAUUUUGAUUAUAGCAGUUAUAAUUUGGGUCCUAAUCAAAAGCUUUAUUAAUGUAUUUGUAAUUAAAGAUGAAUGAUGUUCUUUACAGUUAUUAAUGAAAGUAUUCAUGUUUUAUUUACUGUGGAUUUGAACAAACAUGAGCACUGUGAUUGUAAAUCCCUUGUAUCUGGAUUUGUAUGGUUAAGAGCAAACAGAAUGGAGUGUUAUAAAUACUGUCAUAUGUUAUAUAUUCUAUCGUUCUAUUCAACAAUUUUGGGGGAUUUAUUGAAAUGUUGUUGUUUCCGAUAUCGUACUGUAGGGUUCAUUUGCACCUGCUAAUUUCCCUCAUUUCUCUCAUCAUGGUUUGAAUUGUGUUGGUUGUCCAGAAGUUUCCCUCGUGAAAUUAUUGUUUGAGCAAAGCCUUAUUAUAGAAUUUAUUUUUUUGGCACUUCAGUUUUUAGCAUGUUAGGCUUGGAAAAAUGUUUAAAGCUUAAAUAUGCUUGCAUUUUAAAAUUUGUUGCUUUAAAUUUCUUGCCUCAAGGGAAAAAAAAAUCAUAUGUGUUUGGCUCAGUUGGAAACUGUCUGUUGUUUAUUUUGUGUUAAACGGCUUUACACUGGAUUUGGAUUCUAAGUUUGUAAGAUUUUGCUCAACAAAUGGAAACCAGUGGCCAAUCUUAAUAAAAGAUGAAAAAUCUUUA
This is a messenger RNA of Xyrauchen texanus (razorback sucker), 5470 nucleotides long. Its product is annotated as leucyl-cystinyl aminopeptidase-like. The coding region runs from base 331 to 3378 and encodes 1015 amino acids. NCBI's taxonomy places the organism in Eukaryota, Metazoa, Chordata, Actinopteri, Cypriniformes, Catostomidae. Gene Ontology annotation, cellular component: cytoplasm. The record is from RefSeq and is a predicted model, not a curated record. Gene Ontology annotation, molecular function: peptide binding; metalloaminopeptidase activity; zinc ion binding. The transcript is spliced from 18 exons. Gene Ontology annotation, biological process: proteolysis; peptide catabolic process.